AUGGAGCCCGCAUUUCAACGUGGUGACCUGCUUUUCCUCUGGAAUCGAAACACGAGGGCGGAGAUUGGAGAAGUUCUCGUUUAUAAUGUUCGAGGAAAGGACAUCCCGAUUGUCCACAGAGUUGUUCGCACUUUCCCUCAGGUCGAAGGACGUGCGAACGCAAAGAAGGUGAAGGAAGUUACAGUGGACACAACACCUACUUCGCAUAUGCUCCUCACCAAGGGUGACAACAAUUUGGCAGAUGAUACCGAGUUGUACUCAGAAGGCCAGGAUUAUCUCGACCGGAAGGAGGAUAUUGUUGGCAGUGUUCGUGGCUAUAUACCUAUGGUUGGAUACGUUACUAUUAUGCUCAGUGAGCACCCUUGGCUCAAGACAGUGAUGCUGGGACUCAUGGGACUAAUGGUCAUGAUCCAGAGGGAAUAA
Molecule: messenger RNA, 423 nt
Organism: Penicillium griseofulvum
Lineage: Eukaryota; Fungi; Ascomycota; Eurotiomycetes; Eurotiales; Aspergillaceae
Gene: sec11
Product: signal peptidase complex catalytic subunit SEC11
Exons: 4
Coding region: 1-423 (140 amino acids)
Cellular component (GO): membrane; signal peptidase complex
Molecular function (GO): serine-type endopeptidase activity
Source: RefSeq, a predicted model, not a curated record